Molecule: messenger RNA, 2201 nt
Organism: Salpingoeca rosetta
Lineage: Eukaryota; Choanoflagellata; Craspedida; Salpingoecidae
Product: DEAD box polypeptide 17 isoform 2
Exons: 4
Coding region: 1-1890 (629 amino acids)
Biological process (GO): rRNA processing
Cellular component (GO): nucleolus
Molecular function (GO): RNA binding; RNA helicase activity; ATP binding
Source: RefSeq, a predicted model, not a curated record
AUGGGGAAGCGAAGCAAGGAAGAGGCUGACGCUGUUGCGCCUGCUGAGGAUGGCAAGAAGAGCGUGAGCGGUGAAGGUACAAGCAGCAAGAAGGAAAAGAAGAGCAAGAAGAAGAAGGAGAAGAAGGAGAAGAAGGAGAAGAAGGCUGCCGCAGUGUCGGAGAAGGAGACCCCCGGCACUCCCGCGACAACAAGCACAAAGCCCAAGAAGGACAAGAAGAACAAGAAGGAUAAGAAGAAGGACAAGAAGGAUAAGAAGGAUAAGAAGGACAAGAAGGACAAGAAGCAGGCCGAGGUCAGCGAUGGUGCAGACACAACAACAGAGAAGAAGGAGAAGAAGGAGAAGAAGAGCAAGAAGAGCAAGAAGCAGAAGAAGGGUGUGAAUGAGGAUGACAGUGAACAGCCGACCAAGCGGGCCAAGCCGGCAUCCAGUAACGGCAGCAAUAAUGGCGCCGCCGCCAAGCACACGUCCAAGACCAAGUCUGGCCCGAGUAGUGGCGUGCAGUUCGACUUCUACACAGAGCACAAGGAGGUCAGCGCGUUGCCGUCUGCCCAGGUCAGCGAGGCGCGCAAGAAGGACCGCGUGGAGGUGAAGGGCUUCCACAGCGAGUCUGUGGAGGAGUUCAAGCCCAUCCCCAAGUUCCACCAGAGCAGCAUGCCGGACGACGUGAUGAAGGUCUGCGCCACCUUUGAGAAGCCGUCGCCCAUCCAGAAACACACGUGGUCCAUUGUUCUUCGGGGCCGUGACGUGGUUGGCAUCGCAGCCACGGGCUCCGGAAAGACACUCGCUUUUGGUCUUCCUGGUCUCGUGCACGUCGCAGCGCGCGGCACCCCUGGUCGCGGCCGCCCCUUCAUGCUGGUCAUCUCGCCCACGCGCGAGCUUGCCAUGCAGACGGGCAAGGUGCUGAGCGACGCGGGCAAGGGCAUGAACACCCCGCUCAAUGUGCAGUGCAUCUUUGGCGGGGCGCAGCGCCGCGAGCAAAUGGAUGCCAUGCGCAAGCCCGUGCACGUCAUCGUGGCAACACCAGGCCGCCUGCUUGACCUGUGCGAGGCCGGGUCCAUCGACCUGAGCGCCGUCACCUUCAACGUCCUGGACGAGGCAGACCGCAUGCUUGACAUGGGGUUUGAGCGCGACAUCAAGCGCAUCAUGGCGCAGAUGCCCACGCCGCGGCAGACGGUGAUGUUCUCUGCCACGUGGCCGCAGGAGGUGCGGCGCAUCGCAAAGGACUACCUCAAUCGCCCUGUCAAGGUAACGGUUGGGUCUGAUGACCUUGCAGCCAGCAAGAACGUGACGCAGAUUGUGGAGGUGAUUGACCCGAAGCAGAAGAACGGCCGCCUUCUUGAUCUCCUCAGGAAAUACCACAAGAGCCGCAAGAACAAGGUGCUUGUGUUUGCGCUGUACAAGAAGGAGGCGGCGCGCCUGGAGCAGUUCCUGCAGUACAAGGGAUACAACACAAAGGCCAUUCACGGCGACCUCUCACAGGGCGACCGCAACCGCGUGCUGCAGGAGUUCAAGAGCGGCGAGGUGCCGCUGAUGAUUGCCACCGACGUGGCUGCGCGUGGCCUGGACGUGCCGGAUGUCGAGUAUGUCAUCAACUACACUUUCCCGCUCACUAUUGAGGAGUAUGUGCACCGCAUUGGACGAACCGGUCGUGCGGGCGCCAAGGGCACGGCGCACACGCUCUUCACACAGCACGACAAGCACCACGCGGGCGGGCUGGGCAACGUCCUGCGGGCUGCUGGGGUGACGGUCCCCGAGGCGCUGAUGAAGUUUGGGCAGCACACGAAGCGGAAGGUACAUCCAAUUUACGGCGCACACUACCGCACGACAGACGAUCUUGUUGAUGCACAGCCAACCCGCAUCACCUUUGAUGAUAGUGACGACGAGUAGUGCCUUGCGUGCAUGUGUGUGUUUGUUGCAGCAUUUAUGAGAGCAUGUACAGCGAGUGUAUGCACGCGCGUGUAUGCACGUUGUUUACGUGUGUAUGUGAACGUGCGUGGUGUUUUCGCGUGCGUGCGCCCAAGUAUGCAUGCGUUUUAUGCAUCUCAUGUGCAUGCCGUCGCCCCAGCACGAGCUGUGGGCCGUGGUUUUGUCCUCUAAUCAGCGUGUGGCGCACACACCAGUGCCGCGUGUGGCAUGCGUUGUAGCCGUUGCUUCGCUCAUUUGUUUCAUUCAAGUCUCAUAUUACAAGCAUGAUCACA